AUGGCGACCGGUAGGAUAGAACUGGCUGCGGCCGAAUUCCCCCUCCAUGUGCCUGUGGGCAGCGCUGGGUACAUAGUGACGCUUGAGAUGAAGGACUACGAAGCCCUUCGCGACGAGAAGGCCGAGUUCACAGAACCUUGCUUCGACCUCGGCAUCGCGGACGGACCUCUUCCCGGCAGGCACUGCAGCGUCCUGCUUGUUGUGCGCCCUGGGGACUUGCUUUUGCCCGACGAGGAGCAGAUCGGGACCUUCUACCGCCACCUCGACCCCAAGACCUCCUCCAAGCUGCACGAGGAGGAGGCGGCCAAGUCGGGCAAGAAGGCGCGGGGGAGUGAUGGCUCGACCUCGACUAGGAUGGCGUCAAAGGCGGCUAUUGAGCGUCUGAAGGCGGCGGAGAGGGAGAACAAGAAGCUGAGGGAGGAGAAGCUGGUGGCGGAGAAGAGGCUGGAGUACCAGACGGCCCGGAUGGACACUCUAUUCGGCGUGGUCACGACGGCCGUGAACAAGCUCACGACGGUUGCCAACCGCGUGAACUCUCACGAGCAGACGUCGAGGACGAGCCUCCAAACGGCGGUGGACGCUAUGAGGGAGGUCGUCCAGGAGGCGGUGAACUAUCGCGGCUCCCUCGUAGAAUUCAUGAACGCGAAGUGGCUGCCCACCGUACAGGCUCUGCACUUGACGGCUGCUGCUGCGAACGAUAGGCGACGGGAAGACGACGUCGUGCUGUUGCGAGGUGUGGCAGAUGCGCUGGGCGAGACUAUCAAAACCGCCGUGUCUGCUGAGGUGAAGGCCGCCAUGGUGAGCGAGGCGCAGGGGAUCGCCGCCGUCGUGACUGCGAAAGUCGUCCAAGAGCUUAGGGAGGACCUGGUGAAGGCGGUCACCUCCGCGACCCAGCAGGGCCUUGGGGCAUCCGUGGUCGGGAAGCAGGGCGGGCAGCCAGUGGCGGACCAGAAUCCACAGCCCGAGGCCAGUCUGGCGACUGCACAAGGCGCUCGACCGAGCGGCGGCACGGCGCAGAUGACGGACGAGCUCCUGCACCUCGCAGCGGUGGUCGGCCAGCAGGGCGGGGAGCCCGUUGCGGGCCAGCAUGUUCAACCCUCGACGAGUACAGCGACUGCGCGACCGACCGGCGUCACAGCGCAGCUGGCGGACGACCUCAUCCGCCCCGCAGCGGUGGUCGACCAGCAGAGCGGGCGGCCCGUUGCGGGCCAGCAUCUUCACCCCGCGACGAGCACGGCGACGGCGACUGCACAAGACGCGCCACCGACCAGCGACAUAGCGCAGCUGGCAGACGACCUCCUGCGCCCCGCAGCGGUGGUCGGCCAGCAGGGCGGGCGGCCCGUUGCGGGCCAGCAUCUUCAUCCCGCGACGAGCACGGCGACGGCGAUUGCACAAGACACGCCACCGACCAGCGACAUAGCGUAG
Molecule: messenger RNA, 1425 nt
Organism: Closterium sp. Naga37s-1
Lineage: Eukaryota; Viridiplantae; Streptophyta; Zygnematophyceae; Desmidiales; Closteriaceae
Source: the annotation of a GenBank genome assembly